AACGUGACUGUCCGCACUAUACCGGCCGGUUCGUUGGAUAAUGAGCUCACAAUUAGUGGACAUCACUCACAGUCUCAAGAAGUGUCUGUCUCCACGUCGACCAUUACAGUCCGACCUCACGCUGAAGAUAAUGGUGUGAUGUAUACGUGCGAAGCCAUUCAUACAGCCUUAUCAGCGCCUCUCAGACAUUCGCUCACUUUAUCUGUUUUAUAUCCGCCCGGUCCGCCGGAAAUAUCGGGUUAUACUGAGGGCGAGACCGUACGAAUGGGUGACACCUUAACCCUUGUGUGCAAAUCAAUUGGUGGCAAUCCUUUGGCUCAAUUGGUUUGGUAUAAGAAUGACGAAGAAGUGGACUUUUCUUUCACGACAACUGCCAACAAACAGUCCGCCAAUUCUCACACCUUUGUGGUGGACGCCUCCGACAAUAACGCGGUCUACCGGUGCGUCGCCUCCUCUACCAUCACACAGACACCGAUGGUGUCCGAAAUCAAACUCCAGGUGCACUUCGCGCCGGCAAAAGUCUAUAUAAAUGGCACCAAAGAGGCCAAAGCCGGCGAUAAUGUGACGAUGACCUGUCGUACUGAGCGAAGUAACCCUCCGUCAGAGCUUAGUUGGGUUGUCGACGGCAGACCCGUCACCGCAACCAACACUAUCGUGGCCGACCCUUUAGGUGGUUGGGUCAGUUCGGCCAACGUUACAGUUAUGGUGACCUCUCAGGACAGGAAUAUGAAGAUGUUGUCCUGUUAUGCCAUUAAUCAGGCACUCGGAGAGACAAUUGUUGAGACGUCUGUCCUCAGUAUCCUCUACGCUCCCGAUCCGCCCAACAUAUUUGGCUACACCGAAGGCAACUCCAUUCGCGCCGGUGCUCUACAACGGCUCACAUGUGUGUGCAAUGGGGGUAACCCUCUCUGUACUCUCAAGUGGUUUAAGGGCGACACUGAGGUGACGCAAGCGACUCAAGUGACCACUAAUGGCAACGUUGUCUCCAACGAAAUUGCGAUCAUUACGAAAGACAGUGAUAACGGCGCCCAAUACCGGUGCGAAGCGAGCAAUUCUGCGACACCCGACCCACUGGUAGCCACUGUCCAGUUGACUGUUCACUUCCCCCCGUCGGGCGUAUACAUCAAGAUGAGCCCAAAACAGCCCAAAUCUGGGAGUCAAGUGGAACUGGUGUGCGAGACGGGCAGCUCUAACCCGGAGUCAGUGGUCACGUGGUGGAGGGACGGCUUUCUGCUCAAUGGACACCAGGACGGCAUUAUUGAUGGCCUGUAUGGCGGAAAGACUACUCGAAAUAUAUUACGGCUUAAUGUGACGAGUGAUGAUGACGGAGCUGUCCUCACGUGUCAGGACGCGCCUGAGUUCCUGACGUCUCCCUUAACUCAAUUUGAUGUCAUCGAAGGCCAGUCCUCUCUGAUAAAUCUGACGGCGAGAGGCAAUCCCUCGACCAUUCAGUACAAGUGGUCGCGUCAACCGGACACCGGCGCCGCUGACGGCACUACCGGUGCACCCAUUGAUUCCGUUCGCAUACAAACCGAUGGACCCAUACUUAACAUAAGCCAAGCGCUAAGAAGUGAUUCCGGAGUUUACAAACUCUUCGCUCAAAACGAGUUGGGGUUCAGCGAAACGGCCAUUAAAGUCAACGUUCACUACUCAGCACAGAUACUCAAAGUGAGUGAAUUGGUUUUGGUGGACGAGUGGUCCAACGCAUACCUGGAGUGCAGUGUCGACGCCAACCCCACCACUGAUACCACAAUCCAAUGGCGGCGUAAAGUCCGCAACGAAUCGGACAGUUCUGUC
Messenger RNA from Oppiella nova, 1797 nucleotides. The record is from the annotation of a GenBank genome assembly. NCBI's taxonomy places the organism in Eukaryota, Metazoa, Arthropoda, Arachnida, Sarcoptiformes, Oppiidae.